Molecule: messenger RNA, 1850 nt
Organism: Umbelopsis ramanniana AG
Lineage: Eukaryota; Fungi; Mucoromycota; Umbelopsidomycetes; Umbelopsidales; Umbelopsidaceae
Exons: 5
Coding region: 74-1594 (506 amino acids)
Biological process (GO): sterol metabolic process
Molecular function (GO): monooxygenase activity; oxidoreductase activity, acting on paired donors, with incorporation or reduction of molecular oxygen; heme binding
Source: RefSeq, a predicted model, not a curated record
CCUCUCUUCUUCCCUCUCUUUUUUUCGUUCACCUUUUGGUUGGUCAAUCCCUUCAACCACUUUCACCUCUUCAAUGUCCUUGAGUUUUGAUAACCAUGCCUUCAAGGCUGCCCAGAGUGCCGUUAAGACUUUCUUCCAGAAAAAUACAGGUCCCAACAGUGGUGUUUCUACCACCGCCGUCGUUGUCACCACGCUUGUUGGACUGUUUGCUUACGAACAAUAUGUCUACUUGAAGAAGAAGCAAAACCUUCCUGGCCCCAAGUACAAAAUCCCUAUCAUCGGUGCAUUGAUGGAUUCUAUGAACCCUACUUUUGAAGGCUAUCUCUCCAAGUGGAAGAGCGGAGAGCUGUCUUGCGUCGGUGUGUUUGACCGCUUCGUCGUUAUUGCUUCGACCUGCGAGCUCAGCCGCAAGAUCCUCAACUCCCCUGUUUAUGUCGUUCCCACCGUUGUUGACUCCAUGCGCACUAUUUUGUGCGCUGAUAAUUGGGUUUUCAUGGAAGGAAAGGAGCACGUUGAAUACCGCAAGGGAUUGAACGUUUUGUUCACUCGCAAGGCUCUUGGUAUCUAUGUCCCUAUUCAAGACCGAGUAUACACCAAGCACUUCAAGGAGUGGUUGGCUUUGGAUGGCAAGUCCGAGCAGUAUCAAUGGAGAUUCCGUGAGCUCAACAUGGAGGCUUCUCUUCGCGUCUUCCUCGGCGAUUUCCUUAGUGACGAGGUCUGCUCAACCAUCUCUCAAAAAUACUUUGAUAUUACCGCUGCCCUCGAGCUUGUCAACUUCCCCUGGCCUUUCCCUGGUACCAAAGUUUGGAAGGCUAUGAGAGCUCGUCAAUACAUUGUCCAUCACUUCAUUGCUGGCGUCCAAGACAGCCGCAAGCGUUUGUCAGCUGGAGGUGGUGUCACUUGCAUGAUGGACGCUUGGAUUAAGUCCAUGAACGAGGAUCAGGUUAAGGGAGGAAAGAUGUUCGGUGACCGUGAAAUUGCUCUUACCAUCUUGACAUUUUUGUUCGCCAGUCAAGAUGCCACAUCUUCCGCUUUGACCUGGGCAUUCCAACUUUUGGCUGACCACCCCGACGUUCUCGCUCGCGUCCGUGAAGAGCAGAUUGCUGUUCGUGGUGAUGAUGUCAAUGGAAAGUUGACUAUCGACGUUUUAGAAUCCAUGACUUAUACUCGUCAAGUCGUCAAAGAAAUUCUUCGUCUUCGCCCACCAGUUUUGAUGAUUCCUUACCAGACCAAGAAGGACUGGCCUAUCAAUGAUAACUAUACUGUACCCAAGGGUGCCAUGGUCAUCCCUACCACUUAUCCUGCUCUCCACGACCCUGUUGCAUACCCUGAACCCGAAUCAUUCAAUCCUGACCGCUGGGGUCCUGAGGGCCAUGCCGAGAAAUACCCUAAGAACUUUAUGGUAUUCGGUAACGGACCACAUCACUGCCUCGGAAAGGAGUAUGCCUUUUUGCAUUUGAUUGGCAUUGUCGCUCAAGCCUCCAUGCAACUUGAUUUCGUUCACCACCGAACCAAGGACAGUGACAAAAUCUCCAUCUUCGCAACCAUCUACCCUGUUGAUGGAUGUAUCAUGAGCUUCACUCCUCGUGCUUAGACAAUUUUCAAUUCACUCAUAUCAAAUUUACUAAUAUUUUGUACCGCCUCCUUACCCUCCACCACUACUGCGCCUUAUCUGUCGUCGUUUUGCUUCGCCCUUGUCCUCUAUUUUCCAUUAUUUUUUUUGCUUUGUUUCCUUACGUUUUUUCCUCAAUGUGAAAUUUCCCUUUCCUUUUUUUUUUUUACAUUCCUUUUUAAUUUAAUCGCUAUUUAUACCUGUGUCUUAUUCACAGAAGCCAUUAUCAAUGUUGUUC